CCGGCCGGGGCGCGCUGGCUGCGCUCCAGGCGGGCGCUCUCCGGGGCGGCGCGGCGGCUCCAGUCUGACUGACGCCGGCGGGGCCGCCGCUGUCUCGGUCCGCGCUGCGCCCGCGGCCGCCGGUCCCCAGCCGGGCGGUGGGUGAGUGCGCGGAGCCGGGGCCCCCGCGGGGACAGAGUUGGCCAGCCCACUUGAGGGCCCUGGCGCCCGCGCGUCACUUCCAGCAGGAAAGGAAGGCCUGUGGCUGUGACCUCCUGGAGAGCUGCCUGCUGACCGCCCCAGCCCUGCAGGCCGCGCGGCUGCUGCUUGCUCUGGACGCCGGCCGGCCGCCCCAUGCACUCCAGCAUGGCCAUCAGCUCCCUCUUCUCCUUCACCAGCCCGGCAGUGAAGAGGCUGCUGGGCUGGAAGCAAGGAGAUGAAGAGGAGAAGUGGGCGGAGAAGGCGGUGGACUCGCUGGUGAAGAAGUUGAAGAAGAAGAAGGGGGCCAUGGACGAGCUGGAGCGGGCCCUCAGCUGCCCGGGGCAGCCCAGCCGGUGCGUGACGAUCCCGCGGUCCCUGGACGGGCGGCUGCAGGUGUCCCACCGCAAGGGCCUGCCCCACGUCAUCUACUGCCGGGUGUGGCGCUGGCCCGACCUGCAGUCCCACCACGAGCUGAAGCCGCUGGAGUGCUGCGAGUUCCCGUUCGGCUCCAAGCAGAAGGAGGUGUGCAUCAACCCCUACCACUACCGCCGCGUGGAGACCCCAGGUGAGCCCUAUCCCGCAGGUGUGCACCUGUACUACGUGGGCGGCGAGGUCUACGCCGAGUGCGUGAGCGACAGCAGCAUCUUCGUGCAGAGCCGCAACUGCAACUACCAGCACGGCUUCCACCCGGCCACCGUCUGCAAGAUCCCGAGCGGCUGCAGCCUCCGCGUCUUCAACAACCAGCUCUUCGCGCAGCUGCUGGCCCAGUCCGUGCAGCACGGCUUCGAGGUCGUCUACGAGCUGACCAAGAUGUGCACCAUCAGGAUGAGCUUUGUCAAGGGCUGGGGAGCCGAGUACCAUCGCCAGGAUGUCACCAGCACUCCCUGCUGGAUUGAGAUCCACCUCCACGGACCGCUGCAGUGGCUGGACAAGGUUCUGACCCAGAUGGGCUCGCCACACAACCCGAUUUCUUCAGUGUCUUAAGGGCCUUCUCGUAAGCCACCUUUCUAGGAGAAGACGCUGGUGCAGGCAGCGGCUUACGCCAGCCAGCUCAGAUCUGCAGUUAACGGAAGUUCCUCAUACCUGUGUAAAUGCAAAUCAUGUGCACUGUUCGUAUUUUUAUCACCAUUUGUUUUGUGCUUCCCAGUUAACCUGAUGCCAGUACAGUGUGGCUCCAAGAGCAGGUUUAUUGGGCCUUCAGUAUUUGCGCCAAUAGUUUUUGAAGGGCAUUGUCAGGCAGUCGAGUCCUUCCUUAUAAAGCAUGUCGUGGGGUCUAACGGAAAACCUGAAAACUGUUCAUAUAGCGAAAAUCAGGUACUGGCAGCACGAGAGCAAAUCAGGCAAAAAACAAGCAGUCAUCCCAGAUAGUUUAAAUGAUCUCACUUUUCGUGCUGUUGGCCUAAAAACAAAAACAGCAAGCUUACAAAUCAGUUAUGUGAGAGAAGCCACGUUGAUUUUGUAUCUGAGGUUGAAAUACCUACAGCUGGACUAUGUGCUGAUAUUAAUGGUACAUCUUAAACAAAUGGAAACUGUGACUGGAAAAGAAAGAAGCUGUGAAGCUUAGAGUCAUGUUGCCUCAUAAUCUACCAUCAUGGAAAGCGAGUCUAAUAUGGGGAAAUCAGUAUGAAAACAGAAUGAAAUGAGUUAUGUUCUCCAAGUGCAAGACAAGACCAGAACUUGGUCCAAGGAUCACCCAGGGAGACGCCUGCUUUCCAAGCAGGAAAUCACUUCCCCGUUUUCCCAGCCUUUCCUGCCAGGAAGUCCUGCAGGAACCUGGGUUUGCUCGGUUUGAGAAAACAUUGAGUUCAAGCCCGCAGAGAGGAGAAGGCGAGGUGGGGAGGAGCGCACAGAAGCAGCCACAGUUUACCUGCAUCUUCUCACAUUCCCACAUUACUGUCUCUGGGAGAAGGCAGCCCACUGUCCACGUUUUCCUUGUCUGUUGGUGAAUAUCAACUAUUAGCAGAUGACAAAGAUAAUGGUGAAGGCUUUGAGAAAAUCUAGGCACAUUGUUGGAUCAAAUUUUUCACUUGUUUGACUCAGUGUCUCUACUGUUUAAAUUGGUCAAAUCUGGUAGCUCCAAAUACAGUGUAAGUCUCUCCUACCUGGAAAUAACCCCUCGAGUAAAAUGACAACAACAUCAUAAUUCCCUAUAAUUUCUGGGGAACAGUGGGACUGAAUAAUAGUAUAUCUUUUUGAAAGAGAUACAAUAUUGCCAACUUGAUCCUGUUUUCCCUUGAAUGAUACGUAGGAAAAUCCCCAGAUUUCUAGGUACUUUCAUAUAUGUAUAUACGUGAUUCCCACCUGCUACACGCUGCAUUGCUUGGAAGACUCUCUCACACCCUCUUGGAAAUGUUUCCUUUCGGAUGGGAGUUGGGCUUGUUGCAGGCGGCACUUCAGCGGCCCUCACGGCUUCUUGUCUCAUCUGUCCCGCGUCCACUCUUCCUAGCAGUAGUGCCGCGGGAGGUCUUCUCGUUACGGCGUGUUCAAGAUGGAAAUGAUCAGUGAGGAAGUGACGACUGGGCCACGAGUGUCACCUCACAGACAAGUUCCCGUGUACUGUGGGAAAUAAACACUGCACUCCAUGUUCCGACUGGUGGUCAGUUAGGAUGGGGGAAAGCCCGGGGUCCCCUGGUCCGCCCGGCGUGUCCUGAGCCAGGUUGGGAACAUCAGGGACCACGGAGGCGGACACGAGCCAGAGGUGCCCUGGCCACGUGGCUCUGAGACCGAGAGGGAAUCUGAGUAGACAGACGGCUUCAAAAUAAGAUGGAACGUGUGAUCUUUCUUUUGCUUGGAAAAAUGUCACUGAUUCCUUCAUGACUUUGACAUCCACACCUCUAUCUCCCUUCUCUUCUGGACAGCCAGGUAACGGACCAAGACUUCCAGGGCAGAUGCCCCUUCUCUGUCUCAGUUGGGUUCCCCCUUGCUUUCCUGCUUUCCAGUAACUUCCGCCCCACUUCUCGUCCAGGUGUCCAGCCAGGCGAGCGUGUCGGCUGCUCGGAGUGUUUGUCCAGAGACCCGAGCCUUCCGGGGCCCACACAUUCCGUCUGCCUCUUCCCGCGUAACCUCACACUGUCUCAGAAUUAACCUGAAGCAAGCCACCCUGGAUUUUCAUGCCACUUUGGAAAACCGGGACACAAAAUAUUGCAGUCAACCCAAAUGAUUUCUGAGAAAAAUAAAUUAUUAAAAUGAUGGGUGUGCAUUAUCACCAGCCAUGUCUCACCAGAAGCCUUUUACAGGACAUGCGUGAGAUUCGGGGGAUUUAGAGUUCAUGAACAGUUAACUCUUGAGUCACUGUAGCAAGUCACAUUCUGAUCAGCUUUUUUUUUCCUGCCAAGCGUUGUCAAAAAUUGUAAUGCAGUAUUUCAUUUCAGACUUCCAAAUAUACUCAUUUAACACUCAUUCUUUGAGGCAGACAACCCAAGAAAAUUCAUAGCAUUCUUUUACAGGAUAACUAGCAGGGCGGGCAUGUUAGGCAUUUAAACGCAUCAGCAAUUCAAAACAUGUUUAGGGUUGCCAUGGAAAAGGAUCACGAACCAAGAGAGAAUAAUAAUAUUUUGGCCUGCGCACAACAUCCAGGACAUUUAUCAUGUUAUGCAAGCCAGUUUUUUUUUUUUUUCCUGUAAAGGAUUGAGAUGAAAAUAGGUUAUUUUGGGCAGAUGAUAUUUUAAUAGCUGCCAGUGCUUUGGAACUAUGAAGAAGUCACUUUUCAACACAUUUACUUUCUCUUUUCUUUUCUUUUCUUUUCCUUUCCUUUCCUUCUUUCCUUUCCUUUCCUUUCCUUUCCUUUCCUUUCCUUUCCUUUCCUUCUUUCUUUCUUUCUCUUUACAUUUGGUAUAAAUCAGGAAAAGUUGGCCAAUGUAGCGUUUAGAAUCCACUUGUCAUUGUUUUCUGAGGAAUUGGGUACCCUCAUAACAACAACAAAACACAACAAUGAAAGUUUUUUAUAAUGAAUAUUAUAAGUAUCACUCACUAGAUUUUAAGUUCCUGCUUAACUUUGAAUGUAUUCCAAUAUUUGGUGUGUAUAUAUAUUCAAUAAAUAAAGCAAAAUAUAAUGUGCAUUCCAAAUUUUGUCUUUCCUUGUUAUGAUGUAACAACUGAACUGUAUGUCAAGAUUAGUGGUCCUGGUAUAUGUUAAAGAAAAAUUCAAAUUAAUGUAAAACAAAUUAAAAAUAAUGGUUUCUAUCUGAAUGAGGUAAAGCUUUGAUUAUAACGAGGUACCACUUAUCUUUCAACUGCAUACUUAUAGUGUUAACUGAUUGUUUAUAAUAAAGAAUACUGUACCUGUUUGUCUUUUAGCUCAUUUUUCCUACAAACCUUAUUAAAGAUUCACUGCAGAUGGGACUGCAGCUCUUUAGGACAAUCAAGUUUAACCCAUCCUAUUUUGAAAAUGGGAUGUUUUAAACUCUGAUGUGCUGUGGAGAAAUUAGGUGGUGGUUUUGGAUUAAACAUCUUGGAAUAACUGGCAUUAAGAAUGGAAUCUUGAAA
Choloepus didactylus (southern two-toed sloth) is the source of this 4665-nucleotide messenger RNA. RefSeq names its product SMAD family member 9 (gene SMAD9). Gene Ontology annotation, cellular component: heteromeric SMAD protein complex. Lineage: Eukaryota; Metazoa; Chordata; Mammalia; Pilosa; Megalonychidae. The record is from RefSeq and is a predicted model, not a curated record. The coding region runs from base 334 to 1164 and encodes 276 amino acids. Gene Ontology annotation, molecular function: I-SMAD binding; RNA polymerase II cis-regulatory region sequence-specific DNA binding; DNA-binding transcription factor activity, RNA polymerase II-specific. Gene Ontology annotation, biological process: BMP signaling pathway; transforming growth factor beta receptor signaling pathway; cell differentiation. The transcript has 4 exons.